GACGCCUCGCACAGGAUGACUCGGUGUUGAUCAAGAGCACGCUCUGAGGUAAUGCUCGCAUUGCUCGCACACACACGCUGAUGUACUGUCAAAGUGGAUAACCGAACCAACGACGAGCAGGCCUUGGAGACCCUCCUCGGGCGCGGGUUAUUUCCUUUAUAAUGCGGAGGUUUCUGCCCCGCCCACUCAUACUCUUCUUUUCACCCACCACAUCCUUUCAUACGAGCCCCACUGUCAGGUUCAACUUCAGAACCACCUCGCUGACUCCAGGACUCUAUACAAUGUCUGAAUCCGACCACUGGCGCAUGCGUCUUAACAACUAUCUCCAAAGCAAUGGAGGCACCCGGUCUUUGACCUGGGAAGUGUACCAGUCCGGGCCGUUACACCAGCCAGUAUGGACGGCAAUAGCCUAUGUUAAGGGAGUCGAGUAUGGAAGGAGCACAGGCUCUAGCCAGAAUGGUGUCAAGGAAGAAGCGGCGCGACAGACGGUUUCCGCCCUUUAUCAUGACCGGGGUAUGCGGGCCUGACCUACGAAUGCUAUCCGACCCUUCACGAUCGUCUGCUUUCAAUUUGCUCUGCUGUUCUCACCGCAAUGACCGCAAUCUUGCCAUCGUCAUAAUUAUGAUAUUUACGCUAUAUUAUAUCAGCUGUACCCUA
Messenger RNA from Rhodofomes roseus, 657 nucleotides. RefSeq lists its product as uncharacterized. The coding region runs from base 162 to 527 and encodes 121 amino acids. Lineage: Eukaryota; Fungi; Basidiomycota; Agaricomycetes; Polyporales; Fomitopsidaceae. The record is from RefSeq and is a predicted model, not a curated record. The transcript is spliced from 5 exons.